CAGCGCCAUAGCUGAUCGAUCACUCGAUGAAAAGAAAAACGAGUAAAAGUGGCAAGUCAAACAUCGGUAGAUGGAGGAAGGUCCAUCGAAGAGCACUAUUUGUGGCUCUAGCCUAGCCCAUGAUUCCCCUCCUCAUUCUCAUCUUGUGGGCGAUCGCGGGCGACGCUGAUCCAGCAAUUGCGCCACUGGGGAUCCGCCGACAUAUCUCGAGCUUGCUCGGGGGCAGUAGCAGUGGUCGCCCUAGCAGCGGUGGUAGCAACAGCAUGGUCAUGGAUGUGUUCUACGUCUCUCACGGCUCGCCCAUGCUGCCGUUCGAGGAGAUCCCCGCCAGGGAUUUCUUCAAGGGCAUGGCCAAGCUGGUGAAGCACAAGCCCAAGGCGAUUCUCAUGGUGUCCGGCCACUGGGAGACCCGGGAUCCGAUGGUGAGCACCACAGCGCGCAACCCUACCAUUCACGACUUCUACGGCUUCCCUCGCGAGCUCUACGAGCUCAAGUACGAGGCACCCGGUGCUCCCGACGUAGCAAGGCGAGCCAAGCAGCUCCUCCAGGACGCUGGAUUCAAGCAAGCCGGCGAGGAUCCCAAGCGAGGCCUGGAUCACGGUGCAUGGGUUCCACUGUGGCUGGCCUUCCCCGACGCCGACAUUCCAGUCUUCCAGCUCUCGCUCCAGUCGCACAAGGACGCCGCCUAUCACUACCGGCUGGGCCGCGCGUUAACUCCGCUCACCCGCGAGGGCGUUCUUAUCAUCGGAUCCGGGACUACCACGCACAACCUCCGGCACAUGCUGCCCACCGUCCCGGACUGGGGGAAGGCCUUCGACGACUGGCUCUACGACUGCUUGAUCCACCAGAGAUAUGACGAAGUCACGCAGUUCAUGGACAAGGCGCCGUAUGCCAAGCUCAACCAUCCAACACCCGACCAUUUCCUUCCAUUGUUGGUGGCAUUAGGAGCCGCUGGAGAGGGCGCUACGGCUCAAGCAAUCCACAGGAGCUGGCAUGGAAGCUUCUCCAUGGCUAGCUAUGUCUUCAAGCCUGCUGUUGGAGCUCCUGGGCCACAACAACAACAACAAGAGCUAUGACUGCUGGUACACAGUUGGGUGUGAGAAAGAAUAAACUCUCUUGACAGGGCGUUGGGCAUUUCUCACCCCCGCAGCUUUUCAGCGCUACUAGACAGUGAAGAAAUGCGAGCUCUUUGUUUGUCAAGGAAUCGCGUGUUUGUC
This is a messenger RNA of Selaginella moellendorffii, 1217 nucleotides long. RefSeq names its product extradiol ring-cleavage dioxygenase. The transcript has 3 exons. Gene Ontology annotation, molecular function: ferrous iron binding; zinc ion binding; oxidoreductase activity, acting on single donors with incorporation of molecular oxygen. The record is from RefSeq and is a predicted model, not a curated record. Lineage: Eukaryota; Viridiplantae; Streptophyta; Lycopodiopsida; Selaginellales; Selaginellaceae. The coding region runs from base 120 to 1076 and encodes 318 amino acids.